Halichondria panicea is the source of this 4544-nucleotide messenger RNA. RefSeq lists its product as uncharacterized. Bases 160 to 4380 code for a protein of 1406 amino acids. Lineage: Eukaryota; Metazoa; Porifera; Demospongiae; Suberitida; Halichondriidae. The transcript has 2 exons. The record is from RefSeq and is a predicted model, not a curated record.
UUUAUCUAUGGUUCAGCUGAUCAAAGAUCCAUAAGCCACACCUCUGCCUUUGCAUGAGUUCAGAAGAAGCUUCCCCCACACACUGCCCUAUAUAAGAUUGCAAGCCAGCAGUGGAUCCAAAAGUUGGAGAGCCAUUGUAAGGAUUAAGCUCCAUGAACCAUGCUACCUAGGAUACAGCCGCUAGCGCUAGUAGUGCUCCUGGUGCUAUGUGCCUGUGGGAGUGAAUGCUUGCAGUCCACUAAAUACCAACACACAAUAUACAUUGAUCCGGGCAAUCCAAAUAGCGUCAAUGAUAGCUCCUGCUAUACUAACUCAGUGGAGCAUCCUUGUGGUGAUAUAAACAUUGCUUUAGCAUUUCCAGACAAACAACACUCGACCAUCUUCUAUCUUAGCUCUAAUGCUAACCACAAAUUGGCUUAUAAUGCGACUAAUAUGUUGUUCACAGAAGGUUCACAAAUAGCUUUUAUUGGAGACAAUGGUACCGCUACAGUAGAGUGCAUGGAAGGUGCUGGACUGGCAUUUAUUAACUCUACCAAUAUUAGCAUUACUAGUGUGAGCUUUCUUUAUUGUGGAGCAUGGAGACCAAGUACUAGCUUAAAUUUUACAUCAAAGACUUUGCAAUUGCUUUCGAUUCGAGUUGGCAUGUACUUUUACAAUUGUCGCAAUGUUAAUAUGUCUUGCAUGAGUGUCUCAAACAGUACCGAGGCAGUGGGUGUGGUCAUGUACAGUGUGGCGGGUGAGAAUUACAUUGGUUACUCACAUUUUGAUAACAACAGAAUUAAUGAGAGCAAUAAAAAUGAGUCUGGAGGUGGAGGGUUCGCUGUGGAGUUCAACUAUUGUAAGCCUGGGGACAAUACAUGUGGAGACAACAAUACACAAACUGAGAACAUUAGUGAUGCUGUGUAUGUAUUUGAGGGGUGUUCAUUUUCUUUUAAUCGUGGUAUAGAUCAAUCUGGUGAAAAUGGUUCAGAUACGUCAAUCCUCCCGAGAAAGGCUACUCACUCCUCUCUCGGUCGUGGUGGGGGACUUUCCCUCUAUUUCAAAGGCACCGCAAUGAAGAACAAUAUUACUAUAAACAAUUGUAAUUUCAGUCACAAUAAUGCAACCUGGGGGGCCGGAUUGAUCAUUGAAAUAGCUGAUAGCACAAUUCAAAAUGUUGUAAAUGUUGCAGGCUCUCAUUUUACUGACAAUAAUUGUUACGUUACUGAGUCUAACAAAGGUGGCUCUGGGGGUGGAGUUCGUGUGUCUUCUGUUGUCUAUUACACUCAUCCAAUGGACAAACUUUUGAUGAGAAAUUCUGUCUCUUUCGAUCAAUGCAAUUUCAUUCGCAAUAGAGCGCUGUUAGGUGGAGCGAUGUCAUUGUCUUAUCAUCAUCAACAAUUUUCACACCACCAUCAGGUUUUUGAAGCCAGCGUUUCUGGUUGCACGUUUGAUUUCAAUUCAGCUAGGCUUGGCUCGGCUGUAAGCGUGGACAAUGAGAACUAUUAUCCCAAAGGGGAACUAGGAUCAGCUAUUUUUUCUUCGUGUGUUUUUACCAACAAUACGAUUGUAUACGUUGACUCUGAAAUAGCGCCUUACAGUGUGGGCAUUGGUGCUUUGUACGUAUCAGAAGUCCCGGUGACGUUCACAGAAUUCUUAAUUUUUCAGCUCAACAACGGAACAGCUUUAGCUGUAGUAGGUACCACAGUUAAUAUCAGUGAUAAAACUUACUUGGUUUUUAUAAAAAACAGCGGUUCAAAUGGAGGUGCAAUCUCUCUUUUAGGAAUAGCUACUCUGUUCAUUGGUAAAGGUACGUCCUUCCUGUUUUCCAACAACUUUGCUCGUCUUAAUGGAGGAGCUAUUUUUAACAACUACAUUGGAAAAGAAGACUUGCGUUCCUCUGUUAAAUGCUUUCUUCAAUAUGCGGAUCCCUUUGAAAAUCCUAAGAUAUGGGAUACCAAGUUCACUUUCGACAGUAAUCAAGCUGGUAAACUUGGUCAGUCUAUAUUCUCUUCGACGAUUCUCCCAUGCUCUAGGUUUCAAGAUGCUACAAGUGAUAGGGCUAUUGUGAAGGAAAUUUUCUGCUGGAAUAAUUCCACUUGGGUGUACAAAAACAGUACAUGUAUCAAGGAAAUUCACACUUCCCCAGGGUCUUUCCUUCAAGAAUAUCCCAACCAGCCAAUUUUUCCAGGACAUCCAUUUUACCUGCAAAUUGUAGCUAAAGAUGAUUUGGGUCAUAAUGUGUCUUCAAAUACUGUAUACACGGCCUACACUAGCAAUCCUCACAAAUCAGAAGUUGAACCGCCAUAUGCAUACAUAUCUGACCAGUACGUUGGUAUAAGUGGAAGUGAAGACCAAAAUAUUACAUUGAAAUUAAACACAGCUGGUCAUAGAGAUUGGCAUAUAGAGAUAAAUCUAGAAAUGCAAAAGUGUCCGCCAGGCUUUGUUGCCAGUAUGCCUACUAGUUAUAUUCUAACGAGUUCCUCUGACAGUGCGUAUCUUGUUAAUAAUACAUGCAAAUGUAUAGGAGGGCCCAAACGCCCGAAUACCUUCCGUGGUAACUUGAUUUGCAACAAAGAUAGUAUGAUUUCUGAGAUUCGAAAUGGUUACUGGAUUGGAGUUGUGCCUGCGUACAAUAACACUAAGCUAUAUAUGGGAAGCACCGCAUUGUUGCAUAGGUAUUCUGAAAUAGACACCUUCCCUAUUUCCCAGAGGUAUGAUCGCCUUGACUACAAUCAAUGCUCACAUCUCCAUCGUACUGGUCCACUGUGUGGUGAAUGUUUGAAGAAUUAUUCCACAGCUGUGAAUACUUUCGACCACAACUGUGUUCAGUGCAAUAGAAACACUACAAAUGUUGCCCUCAAUGUUGUUGCUUAUCUUGGACUCACAUAUUUGCCUUACCUCGUCAUAUUUGUGAUUAUAAUCUACUUUGAUAUUCGAUUAAUGAGUGGUCCUUUAGUAGGUUUCAUUCUCUAUGCUCAAUUGAUAGGCUCUGCGGUAAUUGAUUUGACUCUUAAAAGUUUACCUUAUUUCAAGAGUGGUGACAUUCCUCACAGUAUUCAAAAGGCAUAUCAAAUUGCUUAUGGCAUAUUCAAUCUGAACACUUUCUCUCAAUUUAUGGAGCCAUUUUGUAUUCAUGAAAACCUCAAUGCAUUAGAUGUGAUUUGCCUGGAUUAUGCCGUUGCUGCUUUCCCCUUACUAUUGAUAAUCGUCAUUCGCCUACUGAUGCCACUCAAAAGCUUUAAGUUUUUCAACAAAAAAAGAGGGAUUCGUAAUGUCAGUACAACGGUUACCGCUAACAAUAAUAUGAACAAACCUACUGAAAGGCCGUUAAUUCACGCUUUCGUUGGUUUUAUCUAUCUUUCGUAUACAAAGUUCAGUUUAACGUCAACCAAACUCUUCUCCACCACUUAUGUAUUUGACCAAGACGGUGCUACACCCAACAUCAUGCUCAUCUAUUAUGCUGGACAGUUUUACUUUGGACAGAAAGAGUAUGUGUUGCCCUACGGCUUAUUAGCAAUCACUAUCUUUAUCUUUGUUGCCGUCCUACUUCCCCUGCUUCUGUUGGGACCACUCGACUUCAUGAACUGGCUAACCGAUCAGCCAAAGUUUUAUUUCUUAAAUAGAUUUUGGCCAACUCUGAAAAUCAAUAUCUUUUUGGAUGCAUUUAGAGGGUGUUAUAAAACAAACUGUAAAUAUUUCACUGGAAUUUAUUUCCUGUUUCGUUUGAUAAUCUUUCUUGUUUACGGAUUCUCGAGCAAUGAAAUUUUCCUGCGAGUAUGGCAACUCGUGUUUGUAGUCAUUCUACUCGUGCUAGUAGCAUGGAAACAGCCGUAUAAAACCAAAUUUUUCAACUACUUGGACAGUUUGAUUCUUUUUAAUGUGGUCCUUAUAAACUUGAUUUCUAUCUACCUUUGCGUUCAAAAAAUUGCCAAUGUACACACGGACUAUCCUUUCAUGUACUACACUCUUGGUGUGAUUCUAAUUUGGCUACCGAUGGUGUAUUUUGUCCUGUACUUGUGCUGGCUAAUCCUCCAUAAGAGAAGAGUGUACCAUCUUGCAGUGUAUAGGCUCAGGCCGGUUAUCAACUGUUUCCGCAAGUACUGUGGUGAGCCAGCUCUUGUUGAAGAACAGCAGCCAUUGCUCAACCCCGCUAGUUCUUACUCAGAUAUUACGGUUAGCAAUGAUACUGACACCGAUCUUUUCAUUAGAGCUGAAGAAAAUAUGAGAUCACGAUAUCUGCGGAGAGAGAAUCGAAAGAGCCCCAACAAUACAAACAGUUCAAAUGGUGGAAGUGCUGGCGUAAAAUCGAUGUUAUCUUCUGGGUUUCAAUCUGGCGGAAGUAAUACCACUCCUAACACUACCAAUAGCUCUAAGUCAUCCGGUGUGCACACGGACUGAAAAACAGAUAUUGCUAUAAUUAUAUUAGAUAAUUAUAGCAAUAAUAAUUAUAUGUAAUUAUUAUUAUGUUAAUUUGACUUCCUCCCUAAAUCCAAUCCUAAUUAUCAUUAAUUUUGUGUAUGUUAUACUUAUUGUCCACUAUAUAUAUGCAUAAAAAUUUAUGG